Molecule: messenger RNA, 3143 nt
Organism: Mustela erminea (ermine)
Lineage: Eukaryota; Metazoa; Chordata; Mammalia; Carnivora; Mustelidae
Gene: ENPP1
Product: ectonucleotide pyrophosphatase/phosphodiesterase 1
Exons: 25
Coding region: 7-2784 (925 amino acids)
Biological process (GO): nucleoside triphosphate catabolic process; negative regulation of fat cell differentiation; immune response
Cellular component (GO): cell surface
Molecular function (GO): nucleic acid binding; scavenger receptor activity; polysaccharide binding
Source: RefSeq, a predicted model, not a curated record
GCCACGAUGGAGCGCAGCGGCAGCACGGGGGGCGGGAGCAGCGGCGGCGAGGGCGGCCGCCCUCCCCGGGAGGGCCCGGCGGGGAACGGCCGCGACCCGAGCGUCGGUCGCGCCGCCGCAGCGCCCGGGGACGGCCAGGCGGCUGAGUCCUUGCUGGCCCCUAUGGACCUGGGGGAGGAGCCGCUGGAGAAGGCGGCGAGCGCCCGCACGGCCAAAGACCCCAACACCUAUAAGGUGCUCUCGCUGGUAUUGUCAGUCUGUGUGUUAACAACAAUCCUUGGUUGUAUAUUUGGGUUGAAACCAAGCUGUGCCAAAGAAGUUAAAAGUUGCAAAGGUCGUUGCUUUGAGAGAACAUUUGGGAAUUGCCGCUGUGAUGUUGCUUGCGUUGACCUUGGAAACUGCUGUCUGGAUUACCAGGAGACAUGUAUAGAGCCAGAACAUAUAUGGACUUGCAGCAAAUUCAGAUGUGGUGAAAAAAGGUUGUCCAGAAGCCUUUGCUCCUGUUCCGAUGACUGCAGGGACAAGGGCGACUGCUGUAUCAACUAUAGCGCCGUGUGCCGAGGAGAGAAAAGUUGGGUAGAAGAAACAUGUGAGAACAUUAAUGAGCCAGAGUGUCCAGCAGGGUUUGAAAUGCCUCCGACCCUCUUAUUUUCCUUGGAUGGCUUCAGGGCAGAAUAUUUACACACCUGGGGUGGCCUUCUUCCUGUUAUUAGCAAACUAAAAAACUGUGGAACAUACGCCAAAAACAUGAGACCAGUAUAUCCAACAAAAACUUUUCCCAAUCACUACAGCAUUGUCACGGGACUUUAUCCAGAAUCCCAUGGCAUAAUUGACAAUAAAAUAUAUGAUCCCAAAAUUAACGCUUUCUUUGCACUUAAAAGUAAGGAGAAAUUUAAUCCUGCCUGGUACAAAGGAGAACCAAUUUGGCUCACCACGAAAUAUCAAGGCCUGAGAAGUGGCACCUUUUUUUGGCCAGGAUCAGAUGUGAAAAUUAAUGGAAUUCUCCCAGACAUCUAUAAAAUGUAUAAUGGCUCAGUACCUUUUGAAGAAAGGAUUUUAACUAUUCUUAAGUGGUUGCAGCUUCCUAAAGAUGAAAGACCACACUUUUACACUCUGUAUUUAGAAGAACCAGAUUCUUCAGGUCAUUCAUAUGGACCGGUCAGCAGUGAAGUCAUCAGAGUCUUGCAGAGGGUUGACAACAUGGUUGGCAUGCUGAUGGAUGGUCUGAAAGAGCUGAACUUACAUAGAUGCCUGAACCUUAUCCUUGUUUCAGAUCACGGCAUGGAACAAGGCAGUUGCAAGAAAUAUGUGUAUCUGAAUAAAUAUUUGGGAGAUGUUAAAGAUAUUAAAAUUGUAUAUGGACCUGCAGCUCGAUUGAGACCCUCUGAUGUCCCAGAUAAGUACUUUACAUUUGAUUAUGAAGACCUUGCCAGAAAUCUUUCUUGCCGGGAACCAAACCAGCACUUCAAACCUUACCUGAAACAUUUCUUACCGAAGCGUUUGCACUUUGCCAAAAAUGACAGGAUUGAGCCCUUGACAUUCUAUUUGGACCCUAAGUGGCAACUUGCAUUGGCUCCUUCAGAAAAGGAACAUUGUGGAAAUGGAUUCCAUGGUUCUGACAAUUUAUUUUCAAAUAUGCAAGCCCUCUUUAUCGGCUAUGGACCUGGAUUUAAGCACCGCUUUGAAGUUGAUUCCUUUGAAAAUAUCGAAGUCUAUAAUUUAAUGUGUGAUUUACUGAAUUUGACACCUGCUCCUAAUAAUGGAACUCAUGGGAGUCUUAACCACCUUCUAAAGAAUCCCGUUUACACCCCAGAGAAUCCCAGAGAAGUCCACCCUGUGGGGCAGUGCCCCUUUGCAAGAAGCCCCAGACGUAACCUUGAGUGCUCAUGUCAUCCUUCAGUCUUACCAGUUGUGGAUUUUGAGAUACAGUUGAAUUUGACUGUGGCAGAAGAGAAGGUUAUUAAGCGCAGCACUUUACCUUACGGAAGACCCAGAGUCCUGCAGAGAAACACUUCGGUCUGUCUCCUUUACCAGCACCAGUUCGUGAGUGCUUACAGCAAUGACAUCCUGAUGCCCCUUUGGACCUCUUACACCGUCCGCAGAAAUGACAGUUUCUCUGCAGAAGACUUUUCCAACUGUCUUUACCAGGAUCUUCGAAUUUCUCUUAGUCCUGUCCAUAAGUGUUCCUUUUAUAAAAAUAAUGCUGAACUGAGCUAUGAGUUCCUCUACCCACCACAACUAAAUAAAGGUUCAGAUCAACUAUAUUCUGAAGCAUUGCUUAAUACUAAUAUAGUGCCAAUGUACCAGAGUUUUCAAGUAAUAUGGCGCUACUUCCACGGCACCCUUCUGCAACGGUACGCAGAGGAAAGAAAUGGCGUCAAUGUGGUCAGCGGGCCUGUGUUUGACUCUGAUUACGAUGGAUGUUAUGAUUCCUCAGAGACGCUGAAGCAAAACAGCAGACUCAUCCGUAAUCAAGAAAUUCUGAUCCCAACUCACUUCUUCAUUGUGCUGACAAGUUGUAAAAACACAUUCCAGACUCCCUCCCAGUGUGAUGAGUUAGACACCUUAGCUUUCAUUUUGCCUCACAGGACUGACAAUAGUGAGAGCUGUGUGCAGGGGAAGCAGGAGUCGUCAUGGGUAGAAGAGUUACUGAAGCUACACAGAGCUCGGAUCACGGAUGUUGAACUCAUCACUGGACUCAGCUUCCUUCAAGAACGAAAAGAGCCCGUUGCAGACAUUCUACAGUUGAAAACACGGUUGCCAGUCUUUGACGAAGAAGACUGAUAUUUUUUAUUCCAAAAUCACACCAUAGAUGUUUUUGAAAGAACCUUUAUUUUAUACAGUCCUCUAUUCACGCUGUCGCCUUGUUUGGAAACUGCCGACCAGAGUUAGAGCUGAGAAUCCUCUGUGAUAACAACCAUCUCAGGGAACCUGGCGGCCUCCGCCCGGCAGUAGGAAAAUACUCUUACUGAGUCUCGCACAUGUUUGAAUGUGUAAGAAUUGUUCCAAUUUGGGGAAUAAAGACACACCAUAUCUAAAACUGCUCUUCAACUUCUCUUAAGGGCAAAAAUAGCUGUGAACAUUGUCUGGAUGCCAGAUAUUUGAAUUUUGUUUUCACUAAUAAAUUUCUAUGGAACUGGCAA